GCAUGUUAAACGGUGGUUGCCUAGUCUAUGAAUGGUACACCCCCCUAAGCUCACAGAAAUGGUUUGACCCAAGUCCUCAGCAGCCAAUGACACUGACCCUUCAAACUGAUUUUUUACGGGUACUUCACAUGUAUUUAACACGUAUUUCACGCGUAUUUAACAUGUUGAAUACACGUAUUUAACGCGCUGAUUUUUCACGCGUAAACGACACGUAUUUAACGCGUUAAAUACGUGUUGUUUACGCGUGAAAUACGCGUGUUUAACGCAUUGUUGACGCAUUGAAAUUCACGUAUUUUUGGUCCUUAUGGCCUUCCAUAUAUUUGAAGUCUACUACAUGAAUCACGUGACGAUCAAGCGUUUUGGACUUCCGUUGACGCACUCUCUCUUUCUAUGGCUGUGUCUACACAUACGUGCGGCUGGCCAGCCAAGGGGCGGGACAAGUUUCGCCUUCAAACAUUGACUUUCGGUUUUACAUUUAGGCGUCGGUCAUAAAAUGGCUCACAGUUCAGAUUACAAUAUGGAUCUGUCUAUAAAGACUGAACAGUGUGACUCUGAUUCAUCAGACAGCAGCAUGGACAACAUGUUUCCCAGUAUGGCCAUUGUGUUAUUUGGAUACUCUUCAUCAGUUCAGUAUGGAAAUGAAAACUCUCUACUUGGAGAAAAACAGCUGAAUAUAGAAAAUGCACAAAUAUCUAGAAUUGUUCCUUUACAAAAGAAGAUAUCAGAACGUCACAUCUCUGUGAUCAACAUGAUUGAUUUACAUGAGACUGAACAUGUGGAUAAUCUCAUUGGUCAACUAGUGAAUGAAAAUGAAAUCCACUCAUUCAUCUUUGUUGUGCGACUGGGUCACUUAACCAAUGAUGAUAAGAUGGGUCUCGAUUGGCUUCAGAGAGUGUUUGGUGACAGAGUUCUUCAGUUUGUGAUGAUUCUCCUCACCUAUGAGACAGAAGAUAAGUCUGACAUUGAUGAUCUGGAGAAAAACCCUGUUCUGGAGCAGCUGCUGGAGAAAUGUGGAGAAAGAUAUCAGAUCUGCAACGAGAAGAUGAACAACCAAUCAGAGAUGAGAGAACUGAUGAAGAAGAUUGAGCGUAUGUUUAAUGAGAAUCAACAGCAGAGCUACACUGAAGAGAUGUUCAAAACUGUAUCAAUAAGGAGAAUAGAGCUGGAAAACCGUGAACAACAAAGUGGUUACACAUCAGAAAUGGAACCAAAUGCACACUUAAACUUGAUUUUACUGGGGAAAAAACGGGCUGGGAAGAGUGCAUCAGGAAACACAAUACUGGGACAAAAAGCUUUCAUAAAGAAAAGCUCCAAAUCAGUCACUCGAGAAGUAGCUUUUAAAUCUGGGACUGUUAAUGGGUUUCCAGUCACUGUUUAUGACACACCUGGAUUCCAUGACCCAAAGAUAAGUGAAGAAGAGAUUCAGCAGAUACUGGAAAAGGUUCUUCAGAAAUGUGAAUCUGGUCUCUGUGUGUUUCUGCUGGUCAUCAAAGCUGAUAAUUUUACUGAAGAAGAGAGAAAAACUGUGGAGAAGAUUGAGAAGCUUCUGGAACAAAAACACCUGAAUAAAAUUUGGAUUCUCUUCACCAGAGGAGAUGAAUUACAAGAUGAUAACAAGACCAUAAAUGAAUUCAUCAAUGAGACUGAAGCACUGAAUAAUCUGAUUCAGAAAUAUGAUCAGAGAUACCAUGUGUUCAACAACAAGAAGAAAGGUGACCAGGCUAGAUUACUGCUGGUAAACAUUCUCCAAAGGUCUUUAGGUGUAAAGGAUGGAGGAAGACUCAGACGGAUCCUUGUCCAGCCAAACACUCGUAAUGAACCAGAUGCUCCUGUCUCCAGUCUCUCAUCCAGAAGGAUUGUUCUUCUUGGUAAAAGUGGUGUUGGGAAAAGUGCAGCUGGAAACACAAUACUGCGACAGAAAGUGUUUGAAUCUGUGAUGAAAAUGAUUUCAGUAACCUGUGAAUGUUCAGAGGUUCAUGCCAUUGUUUCAGGCAGAUCUCUGUCUGUAGUUGAUACUCCUGGAUUCUUUGACACAAAUAUGAACUCUGAAGAGUUAAUGAUAGAGAUAGCAAGAAGUGUUUAUUUAUCCAGUCCUGGACCUCAUGCUUUUCUCAUUGUGUUUCCUGUGAAUAUGAGAUUCACUGAUCAGGAACAGCAGAUCGCUGACCUUAUUGAAAUAUUAUUUGGUCAGGAGGUGUUAAAAUACUCGAUAGUUCUCUUCACUCAUGGAGAUCAGCUGAAAGGACAAAAUAUAGAGAAACUCAUUGAGGAGAACUGUCAAUUAAGACAUCUAGUUGAUGAGUGUGGAGGCAGAUAUCAUGUCUUCAACAAUAAAAACAAGAACAACAGAGAGCAGGUGAAUGAUUUGUUGCAGAAGAUUGACACAAUGAUAAAGCAGAAUGGAGGAGGACAUUACAGUAAUCAGAUGUUUGAAGAUGCUCUGAGAUUCAGACAAGAGGAAGAAAAGAGGAGACUGAGAGAGGAAGAACAGAGAAAACAAAAGGAGAAACAAAGACGAGAGGAGACUGAUAGAGUAACAAAUGAGAUGAAAGAGUUAGAAGCUCAUAAGGAGCCUGAAUUUGAAAAAUUUUUAACCAAGUAUCAGCCUAAUUUGCGUAUGUCAGUUUUUGCACUUGGUCGACAUAUGAUUUCUGGUCAAUUAAUCGGUAUGUGUAUUGGUGCAGCUGUUGGUGCAGCUAUUGGACUUGUUGGUGGCCCUGCUGGUGCAGCUGUUGGUGCAAUUGCAGGUGCAAAUGCAGGUGUAAUUGUUGGUACACUUGUUGGUGCAGCUGUUGGUAAAGUUAUACAUAAUGUGUGACAAAUCCUCAUGGCCCACAGGUUUAGCGGACCAAAACCCAGUUGUGGCAAAGCUUCAGGAAAAUACCUUUGCAUAUAAACUUUCACAUGGUCUACAGUUCCCCCAGUUUGUUUGUUUUUCUUUCAUUCUUCUUUUUUU
Messenger RNA from Sinocyclocheilus grahami, 2956 nucleotides. RefSeq names its product GTPase IMAP family member 8-like. The coding region runs from base 494 to 2818 and encodes 774 amino acids. NCBI's taxonomy places the organism in Eukaryota, Metazoa, Chordata, Actinopteri, Cypriniformes, Cyprinidae. The record is from RefSeq and is a predicted model, not a curated record. The transcript is spliced from 5 exons. Gene Ontology annotation, molecular function: GTP binding.